Messenger RNA from Cylas formicarius (sweet potato weevil), 1307 nucleotides. Its product is annotated as lysosomal acid phosphatase-like. Bases 182 to 1255 code for a protein of 357 amino acids. The record is from RefSeq and is a predicted model, not a curated record. Gene Ontology annotation, biological process: dephosphorylation. Gene Ontology annotation, molecular function: phosphatase activity. The transcript has 6 exons. Lineage: Eukaryota; Metazoa; Arthropoda; Insecta; Coleoptera; Brentidae.
AAUAUAUUCAGGCCUUCCACCAAAUUCAGAUUCAGAGAAUACAAAUUCUAUGGUUCAUGAUUCCAAAGCCAUAAAUUGAGAGCACAACAGACAAUUUUGCGAUCUGUGUUUUUUUUUUAAAAAAGUUCACGCUAUUUAAAUAAACAGGCUAUUCAAAAUCUCUUAAUAAAAAAUUAGCACCAUGUGUACCAAACACUGUAAAAUUUGGUUAAUAUUUGUGAUUUUCAACUGUCACGCGUCCGACUCCAAUAAAUCUCUUAAGCAAAUUCACGUGAUUUUCAGACACGGCGCCCGAGCCCCCACAGAAACGUACCCCAACGAUCCUUAUAUCAAUUACAAAUGGCCCGGAGGAUGGGGACAUUUGACUACGGAGGGCAAACGACAAAUGUAUUCACUAGGCCAAAACUUAAGGGCCUACUAUUCCCCAUUCUUGUCCCCUUAUUACUGGCCCCAAGAGGUCAAUUUUACGAGCAGUUACUCUGACAGAUGCUUAAUGAGCGCUGAAUUAGUUGCGGCCGGAAUGUAUCCUCCUAAAGACGAACAGGUUUGGAACGAUAAUUUGUUAUGGCAGCCCGUUCCAAUUCAUUAUUUACCAAGAAGUUUGGACAAUUCGAUUGCAAUGAAACGAGCUUGCAAAAAAUAUGACCGCGCAUUUGCGGAAGUUGCAAACUCGCGGAAGGUGGCGGAUAUGAAUUCACAAAAUCGGAUUUUAUUCGAGUAUCUAUCCCAAUGCACGGGCAUGCCUGUUACUGACAUAGGUAUCGUCGAAUCUUUGUACAACACUCUGGAAAUCGAACAACAGAAUAACUUGGCUCUGCCAAGUUGGAUUAACUCUACUCUUAUGGCCUCAAUGAAGGAACUGGCAGCACGAAAUUUGGCUCUGUACUCCGAAACGGAAUUUAUGAAAAAAAUGAAGGCGGGCCCGCUUUUAAAAACAAUUGUGGAUUUGAUGCGGAAGGCGGCUGUCGAUGCAAAAGUGCCACUCAUUAACAUCUAUUCGGGACACGAUUUGACAAUAGUGCAAGUAAUGAGGGCUCUAAAUUUGACCGAUACAAUCAAACCUAAGUACGGGUCCUCGUUGCAUUUCGAGAUUUAUUCUGACCGAAGCAUCAAGGUUUUGUAUAAAGAAUAUUGGGAAGGGUUGCCCCAGGAACAGCAACUCGAGUUUUGCGCAAAUCCGUGCCUACUAGAUGAUUUCGAGAGCAGUCUAAGUGAAAUCAUUCCUCAAGACUGGGAAAAUGAAUGUAACGGGUAGGAACUGAAGGGAAUUUUUCAUAUUUACCAAUAAAUGAUUUAAAAGUGGAUUG